Messenger RNA from Drosophila ananassae, 3251 nucleotides. It is a transcript of the gene Cse1, whose product is annotated as exportin-2. The coding region runs from base 149 to 3067 and encodes 972 amino acids. The transcript is spliced from 6 exons. Gene Ontology annotation, cellular component: nuclear envelope; cytosol. NCBI's taxonomy places the organism in Eukaryota, Metazoa, Arthropoda, Insecta, Diptera, Drosophilidae. Gene Ontology annotation, molecular function: nuclear export signal receptor activity; small GTPase binding. Gene Ontology annotation, biological process: protein export from nucleus; protein import into nucleus. The record is from RefSeq and is a predicted model, not a curated record.
GCCACACUAGUCUACCUCUGAUUUGCCAUUUGCAAUUAUUGUCGAUUUCAUUUCAUGUUGCAAAGCACAAAGGCAGCUGGAGAAAAACAACAAGCUAGUGAUAUAAUUUAACGCGUAACAGUACUAAGAAAUCAAAGAUCAAAUCACAAUGGAGGUUACAGACGCCAAUUUGCAGCUGUUGGCCGGAUAUUUGCAGCAGACGCUGAGCGCCGAUCCAAAUGUUCGCCGGCCGGCUGAGAAACUCUUGGAGGGCACGGAACUGCAGCAAAACUAUCCGGUGCUGCUCCUCAACCUGAUCGACAAAGCGCAAAUGGACAUGACCAUACGGGUGGCGGGCGCCAUUGCGUUCAAGAACUACGUGAAACGGAACUGGGCCGCCCACGAGGACAGCAACGAGCCGGAUCGCAUUCACGAAAGCGACAGAAACACAAUCAAGACCCUAAUUGUGACACUGAUGCUUCACUCCCCGCUGGCCCUGCAGAAGCAGUUGAGCGACGCCGUCAGCAUCAUUGGAAAGCAUGAUUUCCCCAAAAAAUGGCCGCAGCUCAUUGAUGAGAUGGUGGAGCGCUUCGCUUCCGGCGAUUUCAAUGUCAUCAAUGGUGUUUUGCAAACAGCCCAUUCGCUUUUCAAGCGCUACCGCUACGAGUUCAAGUCCCAGGACCUCUGGGAGGAGAUUAAGUUCGUGCUCGAUCGCAUGGCUAAGCCUUUGACGGAUUUACUUCAAGCCACAAUGCAGUUGACAAAGGUGCACGAAAAUAAUCCCGAGGCACUCAAAGUAAUCUACGGGUCGCUGGUGUUGGUGAACAAAGUAUUCUUCUCGCUGAACUCACAGGAUUUGCCCGAGUUCUUUGAGGACAACAUGAACACCUGGAUGGGUGCAUUCCUUCAGCAGCUGGCUGUCGAUGUGCAGGCAUUGCGUACAGAUGACGACGAAGAUGCAGGCGUACUGGAACAUCUGCGCACCCAGGUAUGCGAGAAUAUCUGUCUGUAUGCCAGGAAAUACGAUGAGGAGUUCAAGCCCUUCAUGGAACAGUUUGUGACAGCAGUCUGGGAGUUGCUGGUCAAGACCAGUCUGCAAACCAAAUACGAUGCGUUGGUGUCUCAUGCUCUGCAAUUCCUUUCCGUGGUUGCUGAGCGUCCGCACUACAAGAACAUUUUCGAAAACCCCGAAAUUCUGGCAAGGAUCUGCGACAAAGUCGUCAUUCCCAAUCUGGAUAUCCGCCCUUCGGACGAAGAAAUCUUUGAAGACAGUCCCGAGGAGUACAUUCGUCGGGAUAUUGAGGGUUCCGAUAUCGAUACUCGACGUCGCGCUGCCUGUGAUCUGGUGAAGACCUUGUCGGUUAAUUUUGAGCAGAAGAUAUUCGGUAUCUUUGGGCAAUAUUUGGAGAUCCUACUGGCCAAGUACAAGGAGAAUCCGGCCGCCAAUUGGCGGUCAAAGGAUACUGCCAUCUACUUGGUCACAUCGUGGGCUUCUCGGGGUGGUACGCAAAAGCAUGGCAUUACCCAGACCUCGGCGUUGGUUCCCUUGCCGGAAUUUUGUGCCCAGCAGAUCAUUCCGGAGCUGGAGAGGCCCAAUGUCAACGAGAUACCCGUUUUGAAGGCGGCUGCCAUCAAGUACGUGAUGGUGUUCCGCAACGUUUUGGGCCCCCAGAUCCUGGCCACCUGCAUGCCCCAUCUCAUUCGCCAUUUGCCCGCCGAGAGCAUAGUGGUGCACAGCUAUGCCGCCUGCUCUGUGGAGAAGAUACUCACUAUGCGCGAUGCCAGCAAUGCAACUGUAUUCGGUCCCCAGGUGUUGGCCCCUCAUGCCAACCAACUGGUUAGUGGGCUGUUUGCAACGCUUGCCUUGCCAGGAUCCGCCGAGAAUGAGUAUGUAAUGAAAGCCAUCAUGCGCAGUUUCCACGUCUUGCAAUCAGCUUCUAUGCCCUUUAUGGGACUGGCUCUGCCACGUCUCACGGAAAUCCUUACUCUUGUUUCCAAGAAUCCAUCACGUCCUCACUUCAAUCACUAUCUCUUCGAAACCCUGGCACUGUCCAUCAAAAUUGUUUGCCAAGCUGAUGCCUCUGCUGUGAGCUCUUUCGAAGAGGUCUUGUUCCCUGUUUUCCAGGGCAUCCUGCAGCAGGAUAUCAUCGAAUUUAUGCCCUAUGUAUUCCAAAUGCUCUCUGUCCUGUUGGAAGUACGCGAAGGUACUGGACCCAUACCGGAGCCUUAUUGGGCUCUGUUCCCGUGCCUACUGGCUCCCGCUCUUUGGGAUCGCUCCGGCAAUGUAAAGCCACUCAUUCGCCUCAUUUGUGCUUUUAUUAAGCAGGGUUCAGCUCAGAUCUUGGCUCUGGGUAAAAUUAAUGGAGUCUUCGGCGUGUUCCAGAAAAUGAUUGCUUCAAAAGCCAAUGAUCACGAGGGAUUCUAUCUGAUGCAGACCAUGCUAUCCUACUAUUCCCCUACCGAACUGGAGGGCUGUAUGCGUCAGGUCUUCCAGCUGAUCUUCCAGCGCCUGUCGCUCUCGAAAACGGCCAAGUACAUCACUGGCAUCAUCGUCUUCUUUAGCUUCUAUGUGAUCAAGUUCAGCGGCGGGCAGUUGGUUCAGCUGGUCGAUGAGCUGCAGUCCGGCAUGUUUGGCAUGCUAUUGGAGCGUAUUUUCAUUACCGAAAUGUCCAAGGUCAUCAAGGAGCUGGACCGCAAGGUGGUGGCUGUGGGUGUCACUAAACUGCUUACGGAAACCCCGGAGAUGUUCCAGCCGCAGUAUGCUGCCUACUGGCCCCGCCUGCUUCAAGCCCUCAUCGAUCUGUUCGAGCGACCGCCCGAGAAGUUGGCUGGCAUCGAGGUGGGCGAAACUGCUGAGGACGGUGAUGGAGGAUAUCAGGUGGCGUUCGCCCAGCUGACACAUGCACAGCCCAAGGUACAGGAUCCCCUGGCCGAUAUCCCCGAUGCCAGGCAAUACUUGGCCAGUGCAAUCUCCAAGUUCUCCCAGGCACGCGUCGGAGAACUGCCCACUUUGAUAGCGCCCCUCGAGCAGGAGUAUAAGCAGAUGCUCCAGAAAUAUUGUGAUCAAGCCGGCGUACCCGUUGCCUAACGACAUUAAAUGAAAUCUUAAGAAGGCAUUCAAUCAAUCACACCUCGCCAUACCUUCGUAAUGCUUGCAAACCUUAAUCGUUCGUUAGUUCGGUUCAUCGUCAUUUAAAAAUUGUUUUAUAUGUAAGAGUAAUAUUGUACACAAAUAAAUAGUUAUGUUUCGCAUUCAGAUUUUAAAGACAUUA